AUGGCGAACCAAGACGGUGAUGAUAAGCCCGACGACAACAAGCUCCCAACGGCGAAAUGGGGUGCGGCCUGCUCGGCGUGCGCAACGGCCAAAGCAAAAUGCAUCAGAUCAAACAACGAUCCUAGCGCAAAGUGUGACCGUUCAUCGGCCACGCAAGAAGCGUCAAGCAAAGCCGUCGUGAGUAAUUUGUUAUCCCCGUUUUCCGGUUCGGUUCUCAUUGACCGCCGCACGCCGAAUUUCCCUGGCCAUGGGAGACCCGGCGUUCGAACCGCCCAGAUUGAAGAGAGACUCAAUGGUCUGGUCAAUCUCCUACAGGCUUCAGGUGAAUUGAACAGUAAUCAGUCGUCAUUGGGUGCUCUCAGCGAUGCUGCUGCCAGAGAGCACUCCGCCAGAACGCAUGGCACGCCGUCGGCCAAUUCUUCAACAUCCUUUGCGUCUCAUUCCAAUUUCUGGAGGAUUCCUGAGACAUACAAUUGUUUUUCAAUUCCAGCAUGUGUUUGCCGCCCUGAACCUGGUGAUGCAUCUCGUGAUGCGCCUCCUCCGCCAGACUCUGACGACGUGCUGUUGGAGAUCUACCGAACUCAGAUGCAGCCUGUGUUCCCGUUCGUCAUCAUUCCACCGUCGGUCUCCGCCUCUGAUCUACGGUCUAGCCGACCCUUCUUGAUGUCUGCAGUCAGGAUGGUCACAUCAUUUCGUAGUCUGAGGUCAAUGCGAGCCCAGAUGUGCCGUCUUAUGAGUCACAUUGCUGAUUAUGUUCUCAUCCGCUCAGCUAGGACAUUGGAAUUGUUGCAGGGCGUGAUGAUCAUGAUAGCUUGGCACCAAUAUCACUGUUUGGUCCACGGGCAGAUGAACAAUCUCAUCGCGUUGGCGAUGAGCCUUGUUGCUGAUCUAGGUCUGAACUGCGCGCCUGGUUUGCGAGAGCAGACAAGACUGAUGGUAGCAAGACCCGACGAGCCUGCUAGGCGAACAAACGAAGAGAGAAGAGCUCUCCUUGGCGUAUGGUUUUUGACUUGCAAUAUCUCGGUCAGUUUCAACAGGGUCGAGUCUCUGAGAUAUACGGCGUACAUUCAAGAUUGUAUGAGGGUGCUUGAAAAUUCUGGAGAAUACGAGUCCGACAUUACCCUUCUUUACCUAGUCCGGGUGCAGCGAUUGACAGAACGAAUUUUUGAACUUAACUCCAGGGACAAGGCUGUCGAGGACAUUCCAGGACUUCUGUCCGCGCCUAUGUCGGCUUACAUUGCUGCAUUUCAAAAUGAAAUUGAGACACUGCGCAGUAGCCUGCCCCCAAAGCUGCAACAUGAUGACCUCUUCUUGUCAUACCUCAACACGGCAAUGCUCAGACUCUAUGAGCCUCCUGCAGUCGACUUAGCAUUCGUCAACUCGCUCUCGGAGUCUCUCACAACCGGACCGCUUGGUCGAGGCACUUCGCUGGAUAAGCUAUAUCAAUCAAGUGCGGCGCUCCGAAACUGGUUCGAUAGCUGGCUUUCGGUGCCUGCUUCUUCUUACUUCAAACACCCUACCACUCUCACCUCGCAAACGAUAUAUGCCAUCACGAUGCUGGGACGGUGGGCACAGAUGGCGACACCCAGGACAGUAUACGAAGGAGGAACACCAAUGCCCCUUGGGGAGGGUGGCUCAGCGUACAAUGCAGAUUCACAAAGGGCUGCCAAUGAGUUAUCUGAAUCCAAGUCGUCCCAGGGAUGUACUCAGGCCGACCAGAGAACAAGGUGUACUGAGUCCGUGGAUCAAGGCCUCAUCGCGGCUCUUGCCGGCUUGCAAUUGCAACUCCAGUCCCAACCAGGGUUGACAGUAAACAUUCCAGAAAUACUGUCCACAUUGUGCGCCAGAUGCGAGCAAAUCAGCAAUAUUUUCCAGCAAACAGCCCCAGACGAGGAGAAGAUGGACAACAACUUGUGGACCUUUAGCGCACUCAAAGUACGCGUCACGCGCGUCAAGCUAGAACGGUGGGCAGAGCUCGUAGCCGCUGCAGCUGAGGGUCAUGAGCGGUUAGACAAGGCUGGACAUUCUCAGGGCUGGCGAGGUUCAUAUCCGCAAACGCAAUCCGGGAACAUGGGACCACCGCCAAACAGUAUGGCCAAUAACGGCAUUGCACAAGAUCAAACUCGGAUUCAAAAUUUCCUGGACAGCACUCCUUGGACCUCGGAUCUUUUGGAUGGAGUCGAUCCUACCGUUUGGUUUGACGGAUAUCUGGACUGGGGAACUCUGCUUGUAAAUUCUAUGGGACAAGGACCGGUAGGGCAACAGCAGCCAUGA
Metarhizium album ARSEF 1941 is the source of this 2274-nucleotide messenger RNA. RefSeq lists its product as uncharacterized. Lineage: Eukaryota; Fungi; Ascomycota; Sordariomycetes; Hypocreales; Clavicipitaceae. The record is from RefSeq and is a predicted model, not a curated record. Bases 1 to 2274 code for a protein of 757 amino acids. Gene Ontology annotation, molecular function: transcription cis-regulatory region binding; DNA-binding transcription factor activity, RNA polymerase II-specific. Gene Ontology annotation, biological process: regulation of DNA-templated transcription. Gene Ontology annotation, cellular component: nucleus. The transcript has 5 exons.